Rana temporaria (common frog) is the source of this 11605-nucleotide messenger RNA. RefSeq names its product proline rich coiled-coil 2B (gene PRRC2B). The transcript is spliced from 32 exons. The coding region runs from base 226 to 6711 and encodes 2161 amino acids. NCBI's taxonomy places the organism in Eukaryota, Metazoa, Chordata, Amphibia, Anura, Ranidae. The record is from RefSeq and is a predicted model, not a curated record. Gene Ontology annotation, biological process: cell differentiation.
CGGAGAGAGAGGCGGGGCCAGAGGAGAAAAUACACAGCGAGAAAGACGGAGGAGAGAGGCGAAGCCGGAGCUGAGUCGCCUUCAAUCCGCCGCUAUCCCGAUCACUAAGCGCCCGUCCCGAGCCCGGCAUCCCAUUGUAAUCCGCAGAAAGGAGCGCUCCAUCAGACCAGGUAGAUCGGGAGAGGUGCCGAUAAAAAUUUUCCUACUAGAUGACAUUUCAUCGCAAUGUCCGAUCGUUUGGGGCAGUUUACCAAGGGAAAGGAUGGGAAAAGCAAGUACUCGUCUCUCAACCUGUUUGAUAAGUACAGAGGGAAGUCAAUAGAAGCAGUCAGAACAACAGUUAUACCUAGACAUGGCUUACAGAGUCUUGGGAAAGUUGCCGCUGCCCGGCGCAUGCCACCUCCUGCGAACCUGCCAAGCCUGAAAUCCGAGAACAAAGGAAACGACCCCAAUAUAUUAAUAGUGCCCAAAGACGGAACGGGAUGGGCAAACAAACAAGAACAGCCAGACCAAAAGAGUUCCAGUGUGACAGUUCCUCCGCAGCAGGAGUUGCAGCCGCAGCAGGGUUUGCAGAAGUCUGUCUCCAAUUUACAGAAGCCGAACACGGCGAACAGCCCAGAAAAUAUCAGUUUAGUGCCAGGUGGGCCAAAGUCAUGGGCUCAGCUGAACGGAAAGCCAGCAGGACAAGAUGGUGGUUCAAGGGGCUCAAACCGACUGUUGUCCUUCUCUCCCGAGGAAUUUCCAACACUGAAAGCAGCUGGAGAGCAAGACAAGGCUGGCAAAGAAAAGAGCGGCUUAGAUCAGUCGUAUGGGCCCGGACCAAGCCUCCGCCCCCAGAGUAAGCCCCUCGCCCUGCUUCCCGAUGUCACCAGUUGGAGGGAGGGCGGUGGGAGAAGCAUCUCUAGUGGCAUAUCUCCAACCGUCACUCCUACUGAGCCAGGCAGCAAGUCCACCAUCUCUGGAGAUGGGGCUCCCCCUGCGGCGCAAGCUAACGAUUCCAAGGAGCUUUCGCUACGUCCGGCUCAGCCUCCUCGAAAAGGGGCUUCACAGUUUUUGGGAAACACAUACCAUCCACCAACCUACCAUGAUAUGCUGCCAGCUUUUAUGUGUUCUCAGCACCCAACUGAACCCACUGGGACAUUGGAUCGAGCUUCCUUCCCCACCCUUACCUCCUCCCAAUCCCGUCUUGAACCUCGUGUACCUUUUAGACAAUACCAGAUAAACAGUCAUGAAGGGAAAGAAAACCGGCCUAAUGGCAGUUUCCGGCCGGUACGCCCACAACAACGGCCCCAGCCCCAGCCUGAAAGGGCUCCGCGUGCCACUAUUAUUAAUGCUGAAGAUCUUAAAGAAUUGGAUGACCUGGACAAUGAUACAGAAGAUGGCUGGGCAGGUAUCCAUGAUGAAGUGGAUUAUUCAGAAAAGCUGAAAUUCAGUGAAGAUGAAGAGGAGGAAGAAGUUACAAAAGAGAGCAGAGCUAAAUGGAAUGGCUGGGAGUGUAGAAGGCCGCACCAAGUUACCUUUAACUCCACCGACAGUGCUGAAACAAAGCACCCAGCUGAGGAUGGGAAGGUGUGGAAUGACACUGGGAUGCACAAUCGUCCCGCAAGAAGAGUCCCAGAGCCUGUACAGCAAGCUCCCCGCAAGCCAAACAGUCGGCCUGCAGUGGCAGAACACCAGAAGCCUGCACCUUCUGCACUACUGCGACAACCAUCUGUGGAGGAGAAGGAAGAGAAGGUACCUCCUAGGCAGAAGUUUGUACAGUCUGAGAUAUCUGAGGCAGUUGAGCGCGCUCGCAAGAGACGGGAGGAGGAAGAACGCCGCGCUCGAGAAGAGAGGCUCGCUGCCUGCGCAGCGAAACUUAAACAGCUGGAUCAGAAGACAAAGCAAGCCUCAAAAUCUGGGAGUGAGACCCCAAGGCGGUUGGAAAACAAGGAGAAUGAAGAUCCCAGGUCUCCUGUCUCAGACCGGAGCAGCACUCAGGAAAGUUCGCAGAAUUUCCGAAGAGAGUACUCCCAGGAAGCACCGUCUGAUAAUUUGGAGGAGGAGCUUCCCGCAGUGCCCAGAGGAGGUGAUGCAAGCAGCGAGGAGGAGUACACAGAAUCCACAUCUGCCAUGCAGGAUUUUGGCAAGCACCAGAAACUCAUCCCACCCAGAUUUCAGAGGCAGCAGCAGGAGCAGUUAUACAAGAUGCAGCAAUGGCAGCAGCAGGCAGCAUAUGUGGCUUCUACCCAUUCCAACACUCCUCGCACCUUCUACUCCCACCACCCGCAGAUGUUGGGUUUCGACCCUCGCUGGAUGAUGAUGCCUUCCUAUAUGGACCCUCGAAUGACACAGGGUCGUGCUGCUGUGGACUUUUAUCCCUCUUCUCUUCAUCCACCAGGUGUGAUGAAACAUUUGAUUCAGCAAGAUUCUGUGGGUGGAAGCUGCCAGCCUGAUGACUGCCAGUCUACCGUGCCCUCAGAGCGCAGGCAACAACCCGCAGAGUCGAUGUCGGCAUGGAACCAGGAUGGCUAUGUGCAUGUUCAAAGCAAAGUCUACUCUGUGUCCCAACAGAAGCAAAUGGAAAAUACAACAGAAGGAAGUUACAGCAGGAAUGAGAACUGUUACUCUUCUUCGAGGGAACGAUCAGAGGGCACACAUACCCACCAUGAACCCUUAGAAGAGCGAGAAGAAUAUUUGCAAUCCAGCAGUUAUGAAAAGAAACCUAGUGGGAAUUUCAGCUGCAUCUCACCUCAAAGGGGUCAUGAUGUCUCAUUCCAACAAACAGAAAGUAUGGCAGAGUGUGGAGUAAGCAAGGGGCAGCAAACUAGUGCGCAGUCUAGGACCUCUGAUUUUGUAAAUAAGAAAGCUCAGUUUAAUGGCUGGGGCUAUGGACAUCAGAAGUCUUUGGAUACAUCCAGCAGUGUGGAAGAAGAGCUUCCUAAAGAGGUGCAGGCAGUAGGGUCUGGGUCUGAAACAUGGAAAAAGGAAGAUGGCGGAAUACAGGACUCCACUGUAGAAACGGGUUGGCGGCUAGAGUCGGCCAAUAACCAGCAGCAUUCGGAAAAUACUGGGAGAAGCAGACGCUCGGGUCCAAUAAAGAAGCCAGUUCUGAAGGCUCUUAAAGUUGAGGAGAAAGAGCUGGAGAAAGCAAAGCCGGAAACAAAAGAACCUCUUAAAACAAUGAAAGAAAAGCUACUCUCUAAGCUGGAUAGUGUAACCAAAGUAGAAUCCCCUGCCCUAAGCUCUUCUUCCAGCUCGACAAUCGAGGACAGGCCUCAGAUACAGCCUACUGUCCAGGAUUUGGAGAAAGCCUCUCAAGAAAAAACUGAAAGAACCUGGAGCAGUAAGCCAGCUUCCCGUGAAUCGAACCCUGCACCCCAAACCAAGAGAAGCAAUUGGAUUUUCAUAGAUGAAGAGCAGGCUUUUGGUAGGGCCAAUGGUCGUGGUAGAGGUAAAGGUUUUAGAGACUUUUCUUUCCGUGGAAGAGCUUCAGCUGGCUCUUACAACGGACAAAGAAUGGGCAGAGGCCGGGCUCUUCGGGAAUUUAAUCCCCCUGAAGAAUUCAGGGGCAAGGUUUCCCGAAGGCGUGUUGCUAGUGAAACACACAGUGAAGGGUCUGAAUAUGAGGAACUGCCUAAACGUCGGCGCCAGCGGGGAGCCGAGGAUAGACACGAACCUCCCCGUGUUGAAAGAGAAACUGAAGACUCAAAAGGAGACUUCCAAGGUUCUUGGAGGUCUAAUAGAAAUUACUCAGAUGAGCAAAAUAGCAUUGACUCAAAAUCCAGGGCCCCAAGGGCCUUUGGCAGAUCACUUCCACCGAGACUUAGCAACAGUUACAGUAGAAGACCUUUCAUAUCCAAGGAUUCUACACACUGGAGUUCCAAAUCGGGAGGUUCCUCUUGGCAAGAGUACAAUGCACCAACUGAGUCUUAUGGAUCACACCAUAACACAGACAGAGACUAUGUGCAUGACUAUAGGUAUUCCGAUUCCUACCACAACAGAGGUUUUGAUGAAGCCCAAGAUGAUAGGCGGUCUGUUUUUCAAGACGAUUAUUCAGAUAGGGAUAGUUUGGAGAAAAGGUCUUUUGGAAGACGAAGGCCUCCUCGUCAAGACAAGCCUCCACGAUUUCAACGCCUCAGGCAAGAAAGAGAGUCUCUUGGUCAGUGGACUGGUGAGGAAAUCGGCAGUACCGUGAAUGAUCGUGACAAUUGGCAGGCCCGUUCCAAGUUACCAUUGGGUGAAAUAUCUGGACCACCAGAGAGAUCUUAUCAUAAUGCUGACCAUGUCAAUGAAGAUUGGGAAACUGCAUCUGAGAGCAGUGACUUUAGUGAGAAAAGGCCUGGGGAUCUGGAUGGUGAAGGGAACCUGUCUGGAAAUGGCUUUUCUGAAAAGAGAGAGUUAUCUAAGAGAAGUUUCUCUAGUCAGAGGCCACUAAUGGAACGCCGCAAAGUUGAAUCUUCUAAUUAUGAAGAAAAGCCAUCGAAAGGCAGUGGAAAUUCCCAUAAUGACUACCAGAGCUCUGCUUCAUUGAAGAGCAGUCGCUGUUCUGACGAGUCCUACACUCAAGAGGGCAGUCACCAUCGCUAUGGGUUGGAGAGGUCUGCACAGUGUGACAAUGGAGACCACUCGGUGAAAAAAAACGAAAGGGACUCCAGACCAGCUGGGAUUAAAGGAAAUGAAAAAUCAGAAUCCAUCUCUGGAUUUGAUCUGAAAUAUGGAGAUUCUGUUAUUGAGGAGGAAGCUGACAUGGGAGGAGAGGCUUACUCAGACAUGAACAAAUCCCGUCGUGUUCUAGAUAAAGAUCGAAGAAAAAAGGAUCAAGUCGUUCAGGUGCCCAGUAAGAGUACCAGCAUACAGUCCAGAGUGCCACCUCGUUUUGCCAAAAAGCAGAACAGCAUGUGCAUAGAUCAGGCAGAUGUUACAGGCAAAGAGAUCUGGGAGAACAAUGGCCAAGCGAUUUCUGUUCAGUCAGGCAGUGAUACCUGGAGCAAGCCUGGAAGUGUUUUCAGUACAGAGUCCUCAUCCACUGAGGGGUUCAAAGGCAGCCAGGGUGACAGCGGGAUUGAUCUCAGUGCUGAGUCAAGGGAGUCGUCUGCCACAUCUUCACAACGGAGCUCUCCCUAUGGGACCAUGAAACCCGAAGAAAUGAAUGGGACAGUCAUGGUGGAGGCUAAGCCCGAUUGCCCCAAGGAGCAGGGGCAGAAGCAGUCGGACAAGAAGGAGUCUGAUUCUGGCCUAAACAAGGAACACAAGCCUGGUCCUAUUGGCAAUGAACGCUCUCUAAAGAACAGGAAGGGAUCAGAGGGGACAGAGCGUCUAGAAGGAAAUGUCCCACCUGUUAAUGGUGUGGAGAUUCAUGUGGAUUCCGGCCUUCCUGUAAACCCAAUUGAGUUUGGAGUAAAUGCUAAGGAUGCAGACUACUCUUUACCCCCUGGGGCUGCUCCAGGUCAAGCUGCCAACACAGUUACUAAACUUCAGGACGCACUUGCGAGCAAGGCAGGGCUUUCACAAUCUAUACCAAUGCUGAGGAGAGAUCACCACCUACAACAAGGCAUGGGCCUCAACCCCAUUUCCUACCCUACUGCUGACCUCACCUUAAAGAUGGAAUCUGCUCGCAAGGCUUGGGAGAACUCCCCCAGUUUGCCAGAACAGAGUUCCCCAGCAGCCCCUGGCUCAGGAAUACAGCCACCCUCUAGUGGAAGCACCUCCACUGGUGUCAACUACAGCUCCUUCGGAGGAGUGUCAAUGCCUCCCAUGCCUGUCGCAUCAGUGGCCCCUUCAGCUUCUCUUCAAGGUAGCCACAUCACUCCACUGUAUCUGGAAAGUCACAUGUUUCCUGGCCAGCCCCGCCUAGUUCAGCAGACGAUGCCUCAACAACAAGGAUAUCAGCAGGCAGCAGCAGCCCAGCAGAUCCCAAUUUCUCUUCACACUUCUCUGCAGGCUCAGGCCCAGCUUAGUAUGCGUGGAGGGCUCCCUGUUUCCCAGUCACAAGAAAUGUACAACUCCAUGCAGCCCUUCAGGUCCCAGGUGUACAUGCACCCCAGCUUGUCCCAGCCCAGUGCCAUGGUACUGGCGAGCAGCACGGGUCUCAAGCCUCAGUACUCCCCCUUUCCGGGAAUGCAGCCUCUGGAGAUGGUUAAGACGCAGCCCGCAUCCCCUUACCAGACCAUGAGUGGAAGUCAGCAACUGGUCUAUGAGAGCCAGCUGAACCAGGCGGCAGGUAUUGGCACCUCUCAGAUGAUUGACUCACCACUUACGCAGUUAACCAUGCCGAUGGCUGGAUCUCAGCUUCAGAUGCCCCGGUAUAGCUCUGGCCAGCAGCCACUGCUUCUACCACAGUCUAUUCAGAUGCCACAGGGACAAAACCUGCCAGUUGGUGCUCCCAGAAGAAUGCAGCCUUCAGUAUUGACUACAGGACGAGAAUCAUCUCAGAUGGAAAUGAAAGGAUACCACUUUGACGGUAAACAGGGCAUGCAAACUGCAGCAUCUGUGCAAGCCCAGCACUCCUACAGGCCAGGUUCAGCUAGUCCCAGCGGGAAGUCACCAGGACCGGUGCCCUCGGCCAACUUGGGACACUACCCUCAACAGGUGAAACAGAGAAGUGACGACCGCAAAUGCGGCCUGGCCUCUGGUAAACUUCCUGAGCAGCCUGCAGCCAGCCAGAUGAAGCCAGUCCGGACAGGGGCCAUCAAGCCUUCUGUGGCGAAAAUGGAGGAGAGCGCAGCUUAAGAAUGGGUUCCAUACAUUCACCCUUUGUAAAUACCAACUAGUUCUUACGGCCUCGCAUCCACACCCGGUUCCUUCUGUUUCUAGCAGAUUCUUCCUCAUUUGAGAGCCUCCCACAUUACCUCCACAAUCACAUGGACAAAUGGACAAGAAUUCCCCAGAACAGUUUGGAAACUACCUGUGUCCUCAUUCCUUAGAUUUACUUCUUGCUGAAUGGACUCCUUUGUGCAAGCAGGAGCGUCUUUAAACUUUCACCUUUUUACCGCCAACACAACCCUUCCCCCUCAGUCAUGCGUCCAUGCAGUUGGAAAAUUGUUGCCGUCAUAUGUCCCUGCUUCUCUUUUCUAUCUGACACAGAGCAGCGCAUUUGCAUCACUUGUUUCUUAAAUAUGGUUUCAUAUUUACUCCGUUCCCUUUAACUUUAUUUUUUAUUUAAAACCGCCAUAGCUUACAACAACCUGCAAACUUUUAUUUUAUUGUACUAUAGAAUGUUGUGUUUUUUUAUUUGUAUAUUUUUACCCCUCUGUGUACUCAGUUCUGGGUUUUUACAGCUGAAGUCUAGGCAGACAUAUUCUAGAAUGCUGCUGAAUGGGAGAAAAGGCUUUGACGAUAUGGAACUUCGAAACCCAAGUUCUGCAUUGUCAACGCUAGAUAAUGGUGCCGUUUUUAAAAAUAAGCUAUAGUUGGAGCUACAAUUAUAAAUAAAUCUGUCAGAAAUGCUAAACACUUGUGGGAGAAACUAUGUAGAAGAUGCAGCAGGAAAUUCCUGGGCUGCAUGCUAAUUAAGUCAUUGUUUUGCAGGUUAAAAAAAAAUAAGUAAAUUUUUUUAUUUUCUGAAGCCUGCAGAGCAUUACACCUGCGAUCAGCAGAUCGUUAGUGCAAUCUCAGUCUCCAGCAGACUCUCAGAAUAGCUGUCUGCUCAUACAGGUAAGCAGAUACCUGAGAGCAGGAAGAGUCAAUGGACUACUAGAUCACCCUGAUAGCUCAUUGAAACUACAAGCCGUCAGCCAAUGGCUGACAGAACUUGUAGGCAUUUAUUCACAGGAAUCUGUGAAUAAAUGAUGUGGCCAUGUGGGUAAAGCCCUGCAUGACUGCGCACUUCAAAUUGUGGCAGCUGGCACAGGGAGAAGAAUCCCGUCCGCUGUCACAAGGAGGUGAAGGGGGAAAGUUGCAGGAGCUGAGACAUGUUACAUGUUCCACCCUAAAAACAGUUGGAAUGUGUAAAAUGUUCUGAAAGUGAUCUUAUCCUGUCAAUGAUCAUACUUAACCCUGUGGUGUUGAAAAAGCAGAUGCCUACAGAUAGAAUCGGUUUAAUCACUGUACUUAGCUUGCAAGCUAUUUGUUUUUCUGAACACGUUAAUGCAACUCUUGCUAAAACCAUAAGCUAAAAUAAAGUGUUCCUUCAUAGAAGAUCAUAGUUGCCUCUCAUCCUGCCUGUGCCAUUGCUGCAAAGAUGAAAAUAAAUCACCAGCUAAAGAAUUAAAGAAAAUCUGCACUUCCUGGAGUGUUGUAUCCCUGGUCCCCAUGGUACUCUGGUUCAUUAUGGCCCCAGUUUCACUACUGUUUUUAGUGACUGAGGGGCUGGUGGGAAGAACCACAGUGUGUGGGCAAGGGCCAAGAAUUGGACAGUGCUGGCAGUUUCUAAUAUUUUUCAGUGUGCGAUUGCUCAGCUGUCGGUGGCACAGACGUUAAUGUUGUGUUAAGUUAGUCGGCCUCCAGUGGUCUAUAUUGGCCACCUGUGCCAAGUUUUUGGGUUCUCUGCCAUACAACCUUAAUUUAUGUUACCUAAAAUAGAUUUGGUGCGCAAUGGUCUUUUUGAAACUUUGUAAUCUGCUCUGAUUAUUUGGUAUACCACAAAGGUGAUUUUAUAGUCCUACCAAUUUGGAAAAGAAAAUGGCUUUUGGGGGAGAAUAGCUGAGCUCAAAAAGUUUUCUAUGUAGUCUGCAGACCCACUAGUGAUUUCAAAGCCCAAUGAAAAGGUUAGGGUAUCCCUUGUAGAAAAUUCAGGUCUAAGUGCUUAAAUGUUCCAGCUCCGGCAGAGGAAGAUUUUAUUUGUGUCAUAUCAGGCAGCUGUUUCUUAUUUUAAGAAAGUAAUGAGCAAAGCAGUAAUCAUGGUUGCAAAAUGAAGUUUAAAAUGUUUAUCCUAAAUACAUAUAACCUGCAAGCAGCAGUUAUUUAGUCUUGUCAAUCUAACAGCCUUUUUUUGGAUACACAGUGUCUGCUUGGGUCUUAGAAUAUCUGCUCACCUGCCUUAAUGUCCUUAGGAAUCCAACUAAACUCCCUCUCCUCCUUGCUUCAUACACAUUUAUGCAUAUGGUUACAUAUCCUUUGGUCUGAUUUUCAUAUAAUGUAUAUAACAAUCUAAAUUCCAGGACGUGUUUUCCUAUAUGCAUCCUAGAAUUCCCCACUCACCACCUGCUGUGCACCUUAGUGCUUUUCUUUUAGGUUCUUGCAGUCUAAAUACCUUAAAAAUGUACUGUUCAUGGGACUAGAUUAGCACCAGCUCCCAUACACUUGGAAUCAGUCUAUGGGAGAAAUUAAACAGCACCUGCACAUUAGAAAGCAGCAAAACAUGAUGCUGUUCUGGGACUACAUCUCCCAGGAGGUAUAGCUGCUUUCCUGGUUGUGGGGGGGCAGCAUGUCAUUCCUAUUCAGUGGGUGAUGUUAGGCAAGUUCCAUAGACUUUUAAACUGCAAGUAUCGGAGCUCACACAUCAAACAUGAUUACUGCACUCCCUGUAAUCCUGAGAACCUGGGGGUGUCACAAUCUUGCUGCUGAGGAUUGGAUGAGCUAAGGUGUCACAUGGCCUGGAAGUUAGGUGGUGACUUUUUAAAUGCAAGGGGAAGAGAGGAAAUAUGACAACUAACUGUCUUUUCAAAAAUAAGCCAUCUGCAGAUUAUUCCUACAUAGCUGCCACCAUUCUGAAUGUGGCACAUUAGAGAAACUGAUAGUAAAAUUGCAAUACUGCCAAUCUGUAUUGAGGGCUACAGAUAUUCGUAGAUGACUUUUAUCAUUUACAUAGAAACUGCAUUUUUUUUUUCUUUCUUCCCCCAGAACUGCACAUCAUAUGUACAACCAUUUUUAAAUUACUAUAUGGCCUUUGCAUAUAAACCAUUACGGGUUCAAUGCCCAUCUGACUGCUCAAGUCAUAACAACGGGCAUCACGCAUGCAACUGAAUUAAAAUGUGUUCUGAUUUUCUUUCCCUUAUACCAAACACAGCGCAAUACAAGGAUCCUAGUCUGGUUUUGUAUAUAUGCAGUGUACAGUGUGUAUGUAGUAGAAGGAUUAUACUAUUUCAAAAGCUUUACCUUGCUUCAAGUUAGUCUGUGUUAUGUAUUUGUAUAUAUUCCCCCAACACGCUGGACUUACUGCUGCACCAGUUUUAAAGAAACCGAUCACUUGUACACGUGGCCUCUGAAUAUAGAGAUGUAAAGCUGACAGUCCUACCUACUGAGGCCAAGUACAAAUCUGUAUUUAGUAUCUGUGAACACAGCCUAUACUGUAUCCCUGGCAAGAUUAUUGGUCCCUCUGAUGGAGAGCCAGAUGAAGUAUUGAAUAUUCAAAACAUACCAGAUCUCCCCCUGCUUUCAAUAAAUUCACUGAGGAAGCAAUCACCAUUGGUUUCUACAGGUCGCAUGUAUCAGUUUGUCUCCAAAAUGACUCAACAUAGUAACCAGUCAGAUGUUCCCUUCUAUUUUCUCACUACACAGUGAAAGAAUGAAAGGGAGCUUCUAGAUGCUAGGGUCAGCAUGGCUUUUCCAAAUCUCAAAGUGGCCCAUUUUGAACUGCCUUCAUCCAGAGACUAAUUACUGGUCUUUGUGCUUCAUGUUCAUGGGAGAUAAACCUGUAUACAAAGGGAUCUUUUCCCUAAAAUCGUCCCCCUUGCUUUGCGGCAAGUCCCACUCUUAGUGCACCACAGAUGGAAAUAGGUGUUAUCUGGAAAAGCAGUGUAAAUAUUAGCAGGGAGAGAGACAGAUCUGCAUUUACGAUUAAUAGAACCUGUCAGGAUGGUGGUUGCCUGUCACAGCAGAGGUUUUCCUCCAGAGCUGGUGGUUGGCAGACUCAGAAAAUGUGUGCUUGUUCCAGGGCAGGGUAGGUUUGCUCUGCCUGCGAACUAGCAGUGCUUUGUGGUGGUGGCAGCCUCUAGCAUUGGAUGGAAACCACACCUGUACCAGAAACCCUCUUUACAGGUGCCCUUUAAAGUUGAACCUCCCCCAAAAAGUAACUAUUCUGGCCCUAUAUUUGAAAUGUUCGGAAUCUACUGUGUGAGAUGGGAGGAUGCUAAUAGAUUGCUAGGGGGGAGCACCAAAUUCUUCUCCAAAUGUGACUGUAAACUGGAGCAAUAAUUAGUCUCAGAGAUGGCUCUGAUGGUCUUGUUCACAAGAUGCCUCCUUUGGAAGCAAGUAAAGCUCUGUAAGAUCAAGAGGACAUGUUGCAGCAACAUCCAUCUUUCCGCAGCUUAGCGUAAAUGGUCAAUGGGUUCCUCUAUGCCAGGGUCAGCCGAAUGUCACACAUACCCAUUUAUGUACAGCAGUGGCUGGUAACUAAAACCAACCUGCAGUAACACGCAGUCUUGUCAUGUCCGCUAGAGAUAUUGAAGGUGGUGAGGUGAUAGAUAGCAAGUGUUUUAUAUUUUUUUAAAAAGAUAUUACGAGAGAUCUUUUUAAGUGACCCAGAAAAGAAAAAAAAUCCUCCUGGCUUUCACCCAGCUUGGUGUCGGAGUUGAACACCGCUCAUUUUCCCCAUUACUGGCCCUACAUACCUCGUCUUCCCAGUUCAAAUUAAUUUUCUCCCUUCUUUAAACUAUGUGAUUGUACUAGCUCUUAUCAUCUGGAAGAAUUCUCAUUUAAAUAAAAAAAUGUAAAAAAUCAAAAUAAAGCAAAAUAUGCUUUUCUC